AUGGAGGGUCCUGUGUUAACGCUGGGACUGCUGGCCACCCUGGUUGUCUGUGGUACCCCAGGCUGCUGGGGUCUAAAUGAGGAGGAGCGGCUGAUCCGGUACCUGUUUAAGGAGAAGGGCUACAACAAGGAGCUCCGGCCCGUGGCUCACAAAGAGGACAGCGUGAACGUCUCACUGACCCUCACCCUCUCCAAUCUCAUUUCCCUGAAAGAAGUCGAGGAGACCCUCACCACUAACGUGUGGAUUGAGCACGGCUGGAUAGACAGCCGGCUGCAGUGGGAUGCCAAGGAUUUUGGGAACAUCAGCAUCCUGCGCCUGCCUCCUGACAUGCUGUGGCUCCCAGAGAUUGUGCUGGAGAACAACAAUGAUGGCUCCUUCCAGAUUUCCUACGCCUGCAACGUGCUGCUCUCUCCGUCAGGCUAUGUGUUCUGGCUGCCACCUGCCAUCUACCGCUCUUCCUGUCCCAUCUCCGUCACUUACUUCCCCUUUGACUGGCAGAACUGCUCCCUCAAGUUCAGUUCACUCAAGUACACGGCCAAGGAGAUCACCCUGAGCCUGAAGCAGGAGGAAGAAGACGGCCGCUCAUACCCUGUGGAGUGGAUCAUCAUCGACCCUGAGGGCUUCACAGAGAACGGGGAGUGGGAGAUCGUGCACCGGCCGGCCAGGAUCAACAUGGACCCCAGUGCCCCGCUGGACAGUCCCAACCACCAGGACGUUACCUUCUACCUCAUCAUUCGCCGAAAGCCACUCUUCUACAUCAUCAACAUCCUGGUGCCCUGCGUGCUCAUCUCCUUCAUGAUCAACCUGGUCUUCUACCUGCCAGCCGACUGUGGUGAGAAGACGUCAAUGGCAAUCUCCGUGCUGCUGGCACAGUCUGUCUUCCUGCUGCUCAUCUCCAAGCGGCUGCCGGCCACAUCCGUAGCCGUCCCCCUCAUCGGCAAGUUCCUGCUCUUCGGCAUGAUCCUGGUGACCAUGGUUGUGGUGAUCUGUGUCAUCGUGCUCAACAUCCACUUCCGCACACCCAGCACCCACGUGCUGUCCGAGGGGGUCAAGAAGCUUUUCCUAGAGACCCUGCCCAAGCUCCUACACAUGUCCCUCCCAGAGGAGGACAGCCCCAGCCCCGGGGCCCUGGUCCGGAGGAGCAGCUCCCUGGGUUACAUCUCCAAGGCCGAGGAGUACUUCUCGCUCAAGUCCCGAAGUGACCUCAUGUUCGAGAAGCAGUCAGAGCGGCACGGGCUGGCCCGGCGCCUCACCACAGCACGCCAGCCCCCUGCAGGCUCUGAGCAGGCCCAGCAUGACCUCUUCAGUGAGCUGAAGCCAGCUGUGGAGGGGGCCAACUUCAUCGUCAGCCAUAUGAGGGACCAGAACAACUACAACGAGGAGAAGGACUGCUGGAACCGGGUAGCCCGCACAGUAGACCGACUCUGCCUGUUUGUGGUGACGCCCAUCAUGGUGGUGGGCACGGCCUGGAUCUUCCUGCAGGGGGCCUACAACCAGCCCCCACCCCAGCCUUUCCCCGGGGACCCCUUCUCCUACCUGGAGCAAGACAAGCGUUUCAUCUAG
Messenger RNA from Eptesicus fuscus (big brown bat), 1563 nucleotides. RefSeq names its product cholinergic receptor nicotinic delta subunit (gene CHRND). Bases 1 to 1563 code for a protein of 520 amino acids. Gene Ontology annotation, biological process: regulation of membrane potential; chemical synaptic transmission; signal transduction. NCBI's taxonomy places the organism in Eukaryota, Metazoa, Chordata, Mammalia, Chiroptera, Vespertilionidae. The record is from RefSeq and is a predicted model, not a curated record. The transcript has 12 exons. Gene Ontology annotation, molecular function: acetylcholine-gated monoatomic cation-selective channel activity; transmembrane signaling receptor activity. Gene Ontology annotation, cellular component: neuron projection; postsynaptic membrane; synapse.